Molecule: messenger RNA, 2828 nt
Organism: Scatophagus argus
Lineage: Eukaryota; Metazoa; Chordata; Actinopteri; Scatophagidae
Product: vesicle-associated membrane protein-associated protein B/C-like
Exons: 6
Coding region: 236-979 (247 amino acids)
Biological process (GO): endoplasmic reticulum membrane organization
Cellular component (GO): endoplasmic reticulum membrane; plasma membrane
Molecular function (GO): FFAT motif binding
Source: RefSeq, a predicted model, not a curated record
ACAGAGUUAGCACGAGCAAGUUAGCUUCCAGCAGCUGUCGGUGGCAGUCAGUCAGCCAACCAGUCAGUCCGAGUGGUGGUGCAUUUGUAAUCACCAUCUUCCUCCUCCUUCCCUCCCAUAGCAAAGCCGUGGACGGCCCGGUUGUUACUUUGGGAGCCAUCUGCUUCAUCUCUCCGGGCCACCUACGGUAAAGUAUUGUUGUCCUCGUCGUCACGACAGGAAGACGCCCUGGGACAUGGCCAGACCAGAACAAGUCCUGGUGCUAGAGCCACAACACGAACUGAAAUUCAGAGGUCCGUUUACAGAUGUUGUCACGGCCACUCUGAAGCUCACCAACCCCACAGAUAGAAAUGUGUGUUUCAAAGUCAAGACAACUGCACCUCGCAGAUACUGUGUGCGCCCGAACAGUGGCAUCAUUGAUGCUGGAACCUCCAUCAAUGUCUCUGUUAUGCUACAGCCAUUUGACUAUGACCCCAAUGAAAAGAGUAAACACAAAUUCAUGGUGCAGUCCAUGCUGGCUCCAUACGACAUGACUGACAUGGAAGGAGUUUGGAAGGAAGCAAAACCUGAAGAACUGAUGGAUUCAAAGUUGAGAUGUGCAUUUGAGAUGCCUUUAGAAAAUGACAAAACUCAUGAGAGUGAAAGCAACAAAACUGUGUCUUCCUCUACCUCCUCUCUUAAGAAUGAGCUCUCCACGCUGCCCAAGUCGAGCAGCGCCUCUCUGGAUGACGGAGAGGUGAAGAAGAUCAUGGAGGAGUGCAAGCGGCUGCAGAUGGAGGUGCAGAGGCUACGGGAAGAAAACAAACAGAUCAGGGAGGACGACGGACUGCGGAAGAGAAAGGUGACCUCAGUGGCCGCUUCUCACUCUUCUUCUAUGGCAACCUCAUCCAUGAGGGACGAGGGCCUAAGCACCCGCAUCUUGGCGCUCUGCGUGCUCUUCUUUGUCAUUGGAGUCAUCAUUGGCAAGCUGGCCCUGUAGAGACACAGACAGACAGAGCACAGUGACAGACGGAUGGACGGAUGGCUUGCUCGGGAGGACACGUGUCCAUGUUGGCAAAGGGGAUAUCUUCUGGGUUUAUGUUGAUUUCUUUCUUUGUUGUUUUUCUUUUUUUUUUUUUUUUUUUUAAAAAAACCUUUAAGGCAAUACAGUGAUGGUUUAUCUGGAUGGAAGAUAAUUUAAUGUGUUGAAAUGAAAACGAAAUAAGCAGAUCCCAAGCUAAACCAUGAGUGCGAGCGUUUUUGUCACAGGUUCUUGCCUCUUGUUUUUUUUUGUUUGUGAAAUAAUCACCACCUCUGAUCUGUUCUUUCCGUCCAUCCAUUCUUCCUAAAUGAUCUUCCGCAACUUCACAGGUAUCAGUUAAUGGUGUGUGGAAGUGGCUUCACUCUGGAUGAAUGUCUGAAGUCUUUAUUGAUUCUUAAUUCUUGAAAUUUCCUUAGUCACAUUGUCUAUAAAAAAGAUUCACACACUCCUCUUCUGAUAAAUCUCUCUUCCACCUAUUGCUGUUAGUCUGCUCAAAGAGGUGAUUUAAGUGAUCAGUGAAAGAUGUAUUUCUAGACUCAAACUCAGUGUGUUGUCUUCUAAACAGUAUUUGGUUUAAAAAGAAAUAUGAUCCAGUAGAAGCUGUGUGUGUGUGUGUCUGUCUGCCUGUUUUCAUGAUUUUGACCUCCUGCAGGAGGGCUGAUGUGACUGCGUCUGGAUGUUCUCAUGUGGAGGAGACCACAAAUGGUGAACUCACAGGCUGUUUUAGAACGAAGGAAGAGGGGUGGCUUAAAACACAACUGUCAUCAGUACAGAUUUCCUGUUCGCGACAGAAAACGGAGGGUGUUUGUUGUAAAUCCAACUUAAUCUUUUGAUCAGUUCAGCUGCUGGCCAGACCAAGGAAUCAGUAGAAAUUCUGCAAAUCUGAUUUUUGCCCUUUUGUUAAGUAAUAGCUUUGUAAAAUCAAUAUCAUGAUAAAGAAUCUGAGCAGCAAAGUGAUCUACUUCAGUAAUGAUGCUUUAAUUUAGGUCAAGACAUCCAAUUUCCCAGUUGACAUUUUAAUUUCCUUCCCUUAAUCAUUUCCUCACGUUGAGAGACAAAAAAGACAAAAAAAAAAAAAAUUCCCUUUCAAGCAGUGAACUUAUCGUACAAAACCAACUCGGACAUUUUCGAUGUAUAACAUACCGUACUACGUACAGUAGUUUUGGCCACCUUGUUUCAUUUUGCCCAUGGAGUAUUGUAUUUGCGUCCUCUAGUGUAUAAUAACAGAUGUUUGCUUUUUUUCAUCUAUUAUCAUGUAGCCACAAUGCUUCUGUUUAUAAUAUUCAACUACACUAUAUUCGAGUGUCCACUCUGCAGUCUGCAUGAAGUGAUCUGGAUUUAUUAUGGUUAUUAUUAUUAUUUUGAGUGUUGAAGUUAUAUUAGCAAAACAAACAAAAAAAACUUUCGUCUUUUGCAAAAGGGACCAUGAACAGUCUGGUUUAUCGGUUUGUGUGUGUUUGCUUCAUUUCUAUUAAUUUUUUCUUUUGUUUCUUGUUGGGCUCUGGUGGUUGUGAGACAACUGAGACAACAUAGCUGUAUUAUCUCAACUAUCACAUGAUCAUCAGAGCAGGUUGUUUAAAAAAAGAUCUGUAAUUUUUGUUGCCUGAGGGAGCUCAGGGAGUGGAGAAGUGGAAAUGUGGGUGGCUGGGAGGAGGACUGACCUGUGAAUACACACUACAUUAAAGAAAUAAAAAAAGGCAUCAGUGCUUCAGACCACACAAGCAAAGAUAAAGUCACACAACAAUGUAAUCACACAGUAAUUGGAUACUCUUUUGUAUGUACAUAAAAAUAAAAAUACUUAAAAAGA